UACAACCAUAACCAGUAGCGCAACUCAGCUGUUUCUGUUUACUAAACAAAGGAGCCAGAAAUCAGUUCAACGGUGGACGGCGAGCGGCACGUUUGUGUGUCCGUACGCGACACCACAUUCUACCUAACCUCUUCGAUCAACCAAUAUAAAACCGAUCUCGCUUCGUGAUCGCAGGUAAAAAUCGCGAGUGCAACCGAACCAGGAUAUUCUUUGUAGCCUCGUCGACCACGGGAUAUACGUACACAAGUAUCAGAGGAACGAGCGUGAAAUAAAACGGAUGAAACAAAUGCAGUAAACAUGCCGUCGUUGUUGGAAGCGCUGGAGCUUAAGUACGGUAGUUCAACGACCGACUGCUCCCUCACGGACGAGGAGACAGAGUCGAGCUCGCCGAAGGCCGCCCUCUCGGUCAGCAUCUUCAUACCUAAGAAGUCACCCCGUCACACGGUGCCGGCGUUACUGGUGUUACAAGACUGCGACAUCGAGUCGGCCGGGAACGACGCGGAGAAGCUUCGCAAUAAAUGCAAAAACGUUGAGGAGCUCGAUCUAGCGCAAAACAAGCUGUCCCAAUGGACGGAGGUGUUCGGUAUUCUACAACACAUGCCGAAGAUCAAGUUUGUCAACUUGAGUUUCAAUUGUCUGGCGGAAGUUCUUGAGAUCAAGCACGGUAGUUAUGAUCUGUUGAAGAAUCUAGUUUUGAACGGUACCAGGGUCUCCUGGUCGACGGUCCAAGGACUCGUACGGCUCCUUCGUAAUCUCGAGGAGCUCCACCUUUCCCUCAACGAAUACAAGACGGUCGACCUGGACUAUCAGAAGCCGGAGAACGGUAACGAUUCGCUAAAAAAGCUUCACUUCACUGGAAAUCCCGUUGAAGUAUGGAACGAGAUCUCCAAGCUGGGAUACAUCUUCCCGAACUUGGAGAGUCUGGUGCUCGCGGAGUGUCCGAUAAGGUCGUUGGCCCUUGUGGAUAAUAGGAACUCGAACGAGGAGACGUGUUCGAAGAAAGAGACCGAGAACCUUAGCCAGGACAACGAAAACAUGAACAACGUGGACGUGGAAGAGAAUAUCGUAGACGAGAAAGGUAACAGGAUAUUCAGCGAGGUGAAGGUCAACUACGAUAGGUCCGAGUCAGAAUCAGAGUCCAGUGGCACCACCAUUAAGUCCUCCCACGAUCCUUUUAGGAAACUUAGGUUCCUAAAUGUGAAUGGUACCCUUUUGUCCACUUGGGACGAUGUGGAGAGAUUGGCUAGAUUCCCGGCGCUGAAGUCGUUGAGGAUUCAGGGCUGUCCUCUUUUCGAGAGUCCUCGAGAGUACACGGAACACGAAAGGAGAGAACUGUUAAUCGCCAGACUUCCAAACGUGGAAACGUUAAACGGCGGUGGCGUGAUAUCGUCACAAGAGCGCGAGGACGCUGAAAGAGCCUUCAUUCGAUACUACAUGGACAAACCGGAAGCUGAUAGACCCGAAAGGUAUUCCGAGCUUGUGGCUAUUCAUGGAAAGCUGGAUCCUCUGGUACACGUUGACCUAACGCCAGAGAAAAGGGUCAAGGUCACGUUCACUUACGGAGACCUGGUCGAGGUACGAUCUGUAGAUGUAUACAGAACUGUUUUCGAGUUGAAAACUAAACUGGAGACAAUGGUUAAAAUCCCCGCUAAUAGGAUGAGACUAUUCUACGUGGAUCAGGUGAUGAAGGCACAGUAUGGACCAGAAGAAAUGCUGUAUCCAAACAAACAAUUGUAUCGGUACAAUAUUCGAAACGGCGACGAAAUUAUAAUUGACAGCAAACUAAAUCGCUUCGUCUCGACGUCUUCGACUACGUCUUCCAUUCGUUCCUGAAGAAGAUUUACCAGCGAAUCGUCGGACGAUACGAAACACACCUGACGGUUGUUGGAAUCUGAUCUCCAUUGAUGAAUCCUACGGUUCAAAGGACGAGUUUGCUUCGAUCGUAGAUCGACCACGAACUUUUUUACAUAAUACAUACACAGAGUAAUUGUUCUAGCAAUUGUAUUUAUCGAUUCUUCAGGGUCGAGGAACGUAUCGUAUACACUGAGAACAGGUGGAAGAAACGUUAUGAAUGAUGAAUGAAUGUCCGAGGAGAAACGAGGUGGGAUAUUCACGCAGUAUGAACGUGUCAAGUGAAAUUUGGAUUAAGCAGAUUCGAUGGAGGCGACGAGCGAAACUGUGAAUACACGCUGGAUAACACGUGUAUUAUAUUCGUCAUAUUUUUACGAAAAAUUUCAAUGGAUACAAGCUCGUAAAGCAUAGAGGCUCUUCGAAGCUUCGCAUUAAUCUUUAGCAUAGAUUUCAAUCAAGCCUACGGGAAGAGCGAAAAAAAAAAAUUGUAUAAAGUACUUAGUUAAGUAGUACUCGAUUUACAAAUUGUUUUCAAGUAGUACGCGUUGUCUGUUGCUUCGAAAGAUGAAAGUUAACAUACCUUGACCAUUGUACAAAACAGAGAACCUAGUGACUCAAUGGUCGACUCGAUUGAGGAUGAAACAUUAAAAAUUCAUAUAGAUCUUAAUGUCGUUGUUGGUUUUUAGUAGAGUUGACAUUUUUUGUAACGACAAAGGCGACACAGCUCGGUUACACAGGUGAAUUUAACUGUGUUAACAGAGAUAGUGGGAGUUGAAUGAUCGAACUUGUGAAUUCUAAACGUGACACAGUCACAUAAUCGCAGAACAAUGCAACGAGCGUGAUGAUAGAAGAAAGUUAUCGAAGCUGCUGAAUAGAAUAAACUAUUUUUAUAGAUUGCAGCCGUCUGUGUUUAAGAUUAACGUGAAGAAAUCGAUACAGCUUUCUUCUGUUUCCACUAAUGAACACACCAAAUUUUCCUUCUUUUUGUUACUUUUUUCUUUGGAGAAGUAAGACCUUGUUUUAUGAUGUAGCAGCUUAAUUAAUUUAAAAUGCAUAUGUAUGUUUACAUAGGUGGUAGAGAAGAGAAAAUCAUUUCUGAAUUAUGAAAAGAAAAUUAUAUCAUAAUUUUGGUGUGUACUUAAUCUUGGAAGUUAUCAAGAUAACAAUGAAUUAAGUAUGUAUCGCUAUAUUCUAUAUUUUUAGUUUGUAAUUCAUAACAUGUCUUUCAUUAUAUUGAUUUCUCUUUUGAUGUUUGUAAAAUGUCCAGGGUGAAGCCUCGGUAUCGUGUGAAGUUAUCUAAUGAAGUCUGAUGGAUAUAAGACGUUGACCUUUUGCACUUGUAUGAAAAUUAUGAUAAUUAGAAGAUAACGUACAGAAAAAUAAGUCGAAGUAAUUCGCUAUACGUUGACUGAUCCACAGAGUUUAAAUGAUUACUAUUUAGUGCAAAGGGUUAAAAUGGAAGACACGAAGAUGUUGCACGUUUCAGUUUAGUCGCUUGCAAAGAUGGAACCUUGAAGAGUCACUUAGUGCCUGCCUUUUAAUAGCGUAACUUGAAUACUUCUAACACUGCCCUGUAAAUACCAUGAAAACGCGUACUUCAAAGCAUCUUCGUCGACUCUUCAUGGUAUAAUUAAUUCGGUUCACUGGUAUGUGUAUCUCGUCCUUGGCAUUGGAAUAUUUUAUGCUUCAUUGGUAAUUAUUGAAUCAGUUACAUUUUUACAACUGUAUUACAAAUAUCGACAAGAAAACCAUAGAGAAGAAAGUGAGAGCGUGUAAAUAUAGUCCAGUGCAUGGGAUACAAUAUAUUCAUCAAAAGAGAAAGAGAAAGUUCAUCAUUGACGAGGAAAGUCGGUCAAUGUAAAUCUUUCAGAGAUGAAAUCUUGCAUUGCGAACAUUCUUGAACGUUGAAUUUCAGGGUGAUCUGAAUGGAUCUGAAUUGUUCCAUAGAAAUCGAUGAUAACCCUGAAAUUCUACGACUUGUAUGUGUCUAGUCUCGGAAAAGGAACCCUGCAUUGUUCUCGUUUUAUAAUAUGAUCCUUUUUUGUGCUGGCGCAAAUGUGUACGUACUAACGAAAUAAAAUCUUUAUAUGAGA
This is a messenger RNA of Osmia bicornis bicornis, 3944 nucleotides long. RefSeq names its product tubulin-specific chaperone cofactor E-like protein (gene mlt). The coding region runs from base 298 to 1833 and encodes 511 amino acids. Gene Ontology annotation, biological process: protein folding. NCBI's taxonomy places the organism in Eukaryota, Metazoa, Arthropoda, Insecta, Hymenoptera, Megachilidae. Gene Ontology annotation, molecular function: alpha-tubulin binding. The record is from RefSeq and is a predicted model, not a curated record. The transcript is spliced from 6 exons.